Molecule: messenger RNA, 3756 nt
Organism: Vitis riparia (riverbank grape)
Lineage: Eukaryota; Viridiplantae; Streptophyta; Magnoliopsida; Vitales; Vitaceae
Product: probable receptor-like protein kinase At5g24010
Exons: 3
Coding region: 673-3186 (837 amino acids)
Biological process (GO): protein autophosphorylation
Cellular component (GO): plasma membrane; plasmodesma
Molecular function (GO): transmembrane receptor protein tyrosine kinase activity; ATP binding
Source: RefSeq, a predicted model, not a curated record
GAAACGAGCCCCAGUUUCCAUGGAUCACUUUCACACUUUCACUCUCACAAGCCUUUGUUUGUUUCCUCUCCUCCUCUAUCAAGUCAGUUUAUGGCGUGUCCGUUGGUAGCAUAGGGUCAACUCAGUGACUUCAAACUAUUCCUUUUUCCUGACAGUGAGAAUCGCAGAUGUGGAAACGAUGUCGUACUGAGGAGAAACAGAAGCAGAGAAAAGCUGCUUUUCCAUUGUUGGGCACCCUAAUAGUUGAGUACUAACAUUUUGAUUAACGAUGAUAAAAUGUGGUAAAUCUCUUCCAUGGUCCUGCUUCUCUUGUUUAUUACUCUGUUUAUUAUCAGCGGAAUUCAUUCAAGCUACAUCAAAUUAAUGUUUUUGCUCUUAAAAAAGGCCAAAGUUUUGGGACAGUUUCAAAGCUUAUCCUAAACCCACAGUACCUAUCGAGGAGUUUCUUGAAGUCGGUUUCACGUGACUUUGUUGCCCCAUGCAGUUAAAGGCGCCGAAGGCAUCCCUUUGAAUCCAACCACCCGUUAUUAAAGCCCCAAUAUUAAAUGCAAGGCCAGAUGUUUCAACGCCAAAGUCAAUGACUUGUCCUCCUCCUCUGGCUGGAUAAUGAAUGGUGAGAAUUAGAUUCAAACUGAAAAAUAAGCAGAAAUCGGAUACUUCCUCAGCCUGAUCAUGGAGAAGUUUCACGGACAUGAAAUCUUUGUUCCGCUGUUACAUCUUCUCCUCCUGCUUCUCUUAUCCCUUCAAUGUCUUUCUUCGGAUUACACUCUUCCAAGUAAGUACUUCAUCAACUGUGGGUCAAGCUCCACUAUCAGCGAUACCACGAGGACCUUCGUCGGGGACGAGAGUUCUGACUCCUUCACCUUAUCUCCCAAGCAAGAGGCUGUUGAAGACAGCAGCCCUUCUCCGGCUACAUCUCAACUCUAUCGAACAGCGAGACUUUUCAGAAGCCCAUCCUCAUAUGAGUUUGAGAUCGACCAAAUCGGCAUUUACUUGGUACGCCUCCAUUUCUUCCCCUUUUCCUCCCCAACCGAUCUCUUCACUGCUCUUUUCGAUGUUUCGGUUUCUGGGUUACCCGUGUUGCUUCAUAAUUUCACUGUGCAAAACACCAGCAAUCUUCCUCUCAUAAAGGAAUUCUUACUCACCAUUAAUAUCAGCAAAUUCAUAGUGAAAUUUGAACCGUCUCAACAGUCGUCCUUCGCAUUUGUAAAUGCUAUAGAAGUCUUUAUUGCUCCUGAUGGCUUCAUCCCUGAUUCUGCUCUACUAGUUACUCCAGCAGGAAGUAACAAUAGUAGCUACAAGGGUAUAUCCUCUCGAGUUCUGCAAAAAGUUCACAGGAUCAAUGUUGGGGGCAGUGAUAUCGAACCCGAUUCUGAUACUCUAUGGAGAAAAUGGGUUCCAGAUGACCCUUAUCUUUUUAAUAAGAGCGCUGCAAGAAAUCGAUCUGCCUCUAAAGAGACUAGCUACCAGCGAACCUUGAGUGGUUAUAACGACAGUACUCGUUAUAUUGCCCCACCUCUUGUUUAUAUGAGUGCUAAAGAAAUGAAUAAAAAUGGCAGUGAUCCGUUGCAAUUCUUCAACAUCAGUUGGGGUUUUAAUGUGUCCAAGAAUGCUAAGCACCUUCUUCGGGUUCACUUCUGCGACUUUAUUAGUUCAUCGAUGUAUUUAUUGCUCGAUCUCUAUAUUUAUGGCUUCUUCAGUCUGAAAAUAGACAAUAUCUCCUUGGGAGCUCCGUUUUUCCUUGAUUUUGUAGUUGUUUCAGAUGAUUCUGGAUUUCUCAAUGUCAGUGUAGGGCCUCAGAUUGAUUCUCCAAUUAAAAAUGCCUUCCUCAAUGGCCUGGAGAUUAUGGAAAUCAUGGAGGAAUUGGGUUGGGUUUCUAUGGAAAAUGAGUUUAAGAAGAAAACUACUCCUCUCCUAGUUGGUUUAGUUGUCGGAGGUUUGGCUCUCGUCUGCAUUGUGAUAGUUGUGCUCUUGUUGAGAUCAAAAUGCAGGAAGGAAAAGCCUGCUGAAGCUUCACACUGGUUGCCAGUUACUGUUGAUGGGGGAUUGAGUUCCCACAGCAGGGUGUAUGAGGCAACCAUCCAUGGCUCCCCUGUUCCUUAUUUAAAUCUGGGAUUAAAAAUGCCUUUGGCUGAAAUUCAAUCUGCAACAAACAACUUCAGCAGCAAGUUGCUGGUUGGAAAGGGUGGAUUUGGCAAAGUCUACCAAGGAACUCUCAGGAAUGGCAUGAAAGUGGCAGUGAAGAGAAGUCAGCCAGGACAUGGCCAAGGCCUGCCUGAAUUCCAGACUGAGAUAUUGGUGUUAUCCAAAAUUCGCCAUCGCCACCUGGUUUCCUUGAUUGGAUAUUGUGACGAAAGGAAUGAAAUGAUCCUGGUUUAUGAAUUUAUGCAGAAGGGGACUCUGAGAAGUCAUCUUUAUGAUUCAGAUUUGCCGUGUUUAUCUUGGAAGCAAAGGCUGGAAAUUUGCAUUGGUGCAGCAAGGGGACUUCACUACCUCCAUACAAGUUCAGAAGGGGGAAUCAUUCACCGUGAUAUUAAGUCCACAAACAUCUUGCUUGAUGACAACUUUGUUGCUAAAGUUGCUGAUUUUGGAUUAUCAAGAUCAGGUCUUCCUCAUCAAACCCAUGUCAGCACAGCUGUAAAAGGCACCUUUGGAUAUCUCGAUCCAGAGUACUUCAGGACCCAACAGUUGACAGACAAGUCCGAUGUUUACUCUUUUGGUGUCGUUCUUCUGGAAGUGCUAUGUGCCAGACCAGCUAUCAAUCCCUCACUUCCAACGCAGCAAAUGAACCUAGCUGAAUGGGUGAUGGUUUGGCAGAAGAAAGGAUUACUUGAACAGGUUAUUGAUCCUUUGCUCGUGGGUAAAGUCAAUCUCAACUCACUAAGAAAAUUUGGUGAAACAGCAGAGAAAUGUUUGAAGGAAGAUGGCACGGAUAGGCCUACUAUGGGUGAUGUGAUGUGGGACUUGGAGUAUGCUUUUCAACUUCAACAAACUGCAAUGCAGAGGGAGCCAUUAGAGGACAGCACAAACGAUGCUGCUUCCACAUUUCCAUUGCCUACCAUUCAGCGUUAUCCUUCAUAUAGCUUAUCAAUUUCAGACAUCCAUGGGCCCCAAAGGAGGGACGGCAGUUCAGAGACAACAGAAAGCGAAGUUUUCUCCCAGUUGAGGAUUGACGAUGGCAGAUAAUUUCAUUGUCUUUGAGGCAAGGUUAUGAGUUCAUGUUUGUUCAGCUUUCACACACUGUUGUCGGAGUGGAAUCAGUGAUUUAGUUUGUGAAUUGCUUAAGAUGUCGUUGUUUCUAAUGAGCUCAAGGGACUAGUAUAUUAGCCUUGAUAAGUUGGCAGAUUAGCUUGUGUCAAAUAAAUUUCAGUUUUAGGAGAAAUUGGACUAAUAAAUAUCUACCCCAUUAGAAACUCUACCCCUGCUUCUCUUGUUGAUUAAUUCAUUCAAAUUACACGAAUAUUAAUGCUUCUGUUCUUUAUAUUCAGAAGAAUGUGAGAAUCAUGCCCCAGAAAUGCAGGAAGCUAAUAAAAGGGAUGCAGUGUGCUCAAUCCUCAUAAUGUAUUAUGUACCUGAGGAAUCCUUCUUAGGAUGGUUGUAAGCUUUUGAAUUUCCAUCUCCCUUCCUCUACGCUCCCUCCAGUCAAUAGGCCAGGGGAGGUUGGGCACGGCUCUGUUGGCAACCCAACUUUUACUCCUGCACUGCAAGUUCAGAAAAUGACAUCAGUGAUGAACAAUUGCAGUAAUGUGUUCUUUA